UAUGCCUUGAGAAGCGAAAGUUUGGGUAACAAUGGAGUGGCCAGAAAUCUUCCAAGUUGCAACAUGCUCCUUAGGAUUCAUCACUCUUUCUAAAGCUUUGAUCUACUUUGUGAGAUGGGUGUGGAUUAUGUUUUUGAGGCCUCCCAAGAAUCUCAAAACCUAUGGUUCAUGGGCUAUCGUCACCGGUUCAACUGACGGAAUCGGGAAAGCCAUUUCCUUGGAAUUGGCUUCCAAAGGACUCAACAUCCUUCUGGUUGGUCGAAACCCUCAAAAGCUCGAAGCCACAUCGAAGGAGAUCAGAGACACACAUGGUGGAUCUGUGGAAGUGAAGCUUGUGGUGAUAGACUUUGAGACUAUCAAUGGAGAAGAAAUAGUGAGGAAGAUAAGGGAAGCGACACAAGGUUUAGAUGUGGGUGUGCUGGUGAACAACGUUGGCAUGGCAAGCCCUUAUCCGAGGUUCUUCCAUGAAGAUGAUUUGGAGUUUAUGGAAGCAAUUAUUAAAGUGAAUUUGGAAGCAGCAACUUGGGUGACGAAGGCUGUGAUUGAAGGAAUGAUCCGAAAGAAAAAAGGAGCCAUCGUCAACAUUGGAUCUGGUUCUUGUUCUAUGAUUCCUUCGUAUCCUCUCUGCACUCUCUAUGCUGCUACAAAAGCAUAUUUUUGGAUGUUCUCAAAAUGCAUUGGUUUAGAGUACAAAUCACAAGGAAUUGACGUCCAGUGCCAGGUACCAAUGUUGGUAGCAACAAAGAUGGUAAAACUGAAGACAUCAUUAUUUAUUCCAACGGCCAAGGAUUACAGCAAAGGUUGUGUCAGAUGGUUUGGUUAUCAUGAGAGUCUAUGUGUGCCCUACCUCUUACAUUCUCUUCAAUGUCUUCUCUUGCGAAUGGUUCCUCAUUCUCUUGUGAAUUGGCAUCUCAUGCGACAACAUCUUUAUAUGCGUAAAAGAGGAAUUGCCAAGUAUUCCAAACUCAAAGCAUUACAAGAAUCUCAAGUAAACAACAACAAUUAGAAUUAUAAUAUAUUAUAUAGAUCUGUUAUAAGCUUCUGUUAUUAGAUGAUUAAUGAAAUAAACAGAAAGUUCUCUGUUCUGCAUUUUUUAUUUUAAUUUGUGUAUGAUCAGUUGCUCCUAAGGGGAGUUAAUUUACUACGACGUAACAGACAUGUUAUAAUGCUAUGAUUACAGUUAUUAUUA
Molecule: messenger RNA, 1189 nt
Organism: Prosopis cineraria
Lineage: Eukaryota; Viridiplantae; Streptophyta; Magnoliopsida; Fabales; Fabaceae
Product: very-long-chain 3-oxoacyl-CoA reductase 1-like
Exons: 3
Coding region: 32-1006 (324 amino acids)
Cellular component (GO): endoplasmic reticulum
Molecular function (GO): ketoreductase activity
Source: RefSeq, a predicted model, not a curated record